AUGUCAAUCGCUGGCGAUGACCUGCCUGUGCAAGUAACUCAUAUACCUGGCAUUACUCGUGUGAGGUAUACAAACUCUACCAAGCAAGAUGUUCGACUCGUGACAGCAGGCGAGGACCAUCUUGUGCGUUUGCUGCCUUCGGAGCCCACGGCCACUGAUGUUAUACCAUUGGUAAUGGAAGAUGCGACACAAAAUAUUUCGUGGAUUGAAGCCAACAACAAAUACCUUGUUACAGCAUCUGAGGAUGGUGCUGUGCGCCUAUACCAACAUGCUCUUCAAAGCGAGGAUGAUCCCCAAAAGGCGACUUCAUGUAUCCGAAUUGUGCGACGUGAAGUGCUGCCUGUUCGAUGUGUUUCGCUUGAGCGGGCCACUGAAUCUCCUCGGGCAGCUAUCUGUUCGGAUGAAUUGAUCAUUCGAGUGGCUAGUGUGGAAGAUCCGCGUCAAAUUACUCUGCUCACCGGGCACACUCGUGGUGUGCGUGCUGCAAGCUGGAGCCCUAUUUUACCGCUUCUAGUUUCAUGCGGUAGUGAUGGUGAUAUUCGAGUGUGGGAUAUGUCUUCUUCGGAAGGUUCAUGUGUUAAGGUCAUUUCAAAUCAACUUCCUGCUCUGAGACCAGAGAGUGAAUAUACUUCUUUAGCUUGUUGGCAUCCCAGUGGUCGUUUGCUUGCAAUCCCUCUCAAAACAAAAGAAAUUGGUCUAUUCAAUGCUCCAGAGAUGUUGCAACAAGCAAGAUCUCCGGAUAUGUGGUGCAUGGUGAGUGUUUUGUCUGCUUCAAGUGGUGUGGACAGUGCGGAAUAUCGUCCUUCCUCAGGGUCCAUAUCUGCGCUUGAAUUCUGUCCAAACGGUCGAUACUUGGCAGUAGCCACGGAGGAUAAUCGAAUUUGCAUUUGGGCCAUCGAUUCACAAAAAGUUGUGCGCGCACACGCGACCGAAGCGCUUGUGACGGGCCUGAGCUGGCAUCCGUCAAAAGAUGUGCUAGCCUGGACAGACACUCAAGGCCAACUGACUCGAUGGGAGACUGUGCUCGGCUCGAAUAUGCCAAGCCCUUGUGAAGAUAUAGCAGUACAGGCCCCUGUGAUAUCUAUUGAGGGAAAGGGAGCCUUGGACCACGAGUUGGACGACCUAUUCAACGAUACACCCUUGGAUGACGAUCAAGCAGAAGAGCCACAGCCCAAACGGAUGCGUAUGUCCCGUGGUACAGAGGACGUAUCCAUUAGGCAGUCAACGUUCCAGCCAAGCUCGACGCCUAUGAUUGCGCAGCGCCGCUACUUGGGCGUAUCGACGCUGGGCACACUGACCUCUGUGGACCAAGAUACGCACCAGACCAUUGUAUUUGAGUCAUAUGACACGUCGGCGCGUCGAAACUUUCGAUUUACCGAUCACUUUGGGUACAGUCUGGCCAGUAUGGCAGCUCAAGGUAUCUUAUUCGCUUGUGAGUCCGAGGCAGAGAACCCCAGUGUCGUGUUUUAUCGCCCGUUUGAUGACAUCCCAGGUGUCCAAACUGAAUGGAGUAUCAGUUUGCCCCCUGGCGAAAAUGCUACGGCCUUGGCCUUAGGUGGUGUACCCAAUGUCGGCUCAUUAGCUGAUAUGCACGAAAAUGGCUCGGGCCUGGUGGAUGAGAGUCGCACGUCGCCAGCAACGUCGGUCGUAGCGACGUCUCGAGGUAUGCUGCGCUUUUUUGGACCAAGUGGCAUGCAACGCUACGUGUGGGCGUUAGGAGCACCCGUUGUGACUCUGGCCGCCAAUGCGCAUGGUGCGCUUGUUGUGUACCAGGCUGCCCCAUCUACAACUGCGCAGACAUUUUUAGCUUACCUUUUGGUGGAGUUUUCGCAAUGGUGUAUCAUGCAGCAAGGUACCCUGCCCCUAGGCCCAGAUUCGACCCUCACAUGGGCUGGCAUGGAUGAGCUUGGUACGCCAGCGAUUUUUGACUCUAUGGGUAUGCUGUAUACGCUAGACCGCGCCUGGCGUCCCGGCCAGGGCCGUUGGGUGCCCGCCUUGGACACGCAAUUGGCGCUUCAGCCUAGGAGUGCAGAUGCAGAGACGACGAGGCCGCGUGUUCGUUGCUGGCCCAUUGGUAUCACUGCCACCCAUCUGUUGGCGCUGCUUUUGCCUACGUCACAAUUAUAUCCACAGCCAUCAGGUCCUCGUCCUCUUGUACAGGAACUGGAACUCAGCUUGUAUAUGGCACAGCGUGACAGUACCGCCACACCACUCGAAGAACUCGCUUUGCGCCGUGCUUUAUUGGCUAGCGCUAUUCGAGAUGCGCGCGCUGCAACAGGUCUGGAUCUUAUGCCCAAGCGCUUGUCUGCCCAGGAGAGCGAUCCCGUGCAACUUGAUAUGGAGGCCGACAAAGCGCUUCUCCAAAUUGUGCAAUUGGCCUGCAAGGCAGAUCGGUAUGCUCGGGCUUUGGACGCUUCGCGUGCUUUGCACUCAGAAGCCACACUUGAGGCUGCGCUUAAGAUCGCUCAUUUUUUCCAUCUGCCCAGUCUUGCCGACCGUAUGGAGCAGAUCCGCGCACCACUGAUCAUCCAUCAGCAGUUCCAGACUGAAAUGGUGGAACGUUCUUGUGGUACUGAUGCCCUGCUUCGAAACAUUGCGCGCAUGCAGGUACCUGCGCCAACACCAGCACCUCCGGCGCCUGUCUUGGACGACCCUCGGACAGCGCUUCGAAAAGAUGGUUUCGGAUCUCGCACCCCACGCGCGUCCUCCUCUGUGUUGGCCCGAGAAGGAUUGGCACACCAGCAGCAAAUGCAGGCACCCACGCCGUCGAUGACAUCGUCGGACUGGCUGCCACCCUCGUCUUCGCUGCCGUCUGCUGCGCCUUCACCUGCCCCACCGACAGAACCUGACGAGAUCGCUGCGCCCUCGAGCACGCCACCUGUCCGCAUGAAUCCUUUUGCACGCACACACUCCAUUGCGAAGGAACGGCACCUUCAUAAGAGCACAUCGUUCUUUGAGCGCGUUGAUGCCACUGCGAAACGGAAAGAUGACACUGACGAUGCAGACCGCACCGAGAAACGAUCCUCGUCCUCGCGGCAGUCGACAUUGGCAAGCUUUGCCUAUAAAGAUGCAUCUCAAGAUGCUUAA
Messenger RNA from Malassezia restricta, 3087 nucleotides. Its product is annotated as chromosome transmission fidelity protein 4. The transcript has a single exon. Gene Ontology annotation, molecular function: protein binding; chromatin binding. Lineage: Eukaryota; Fungi; Basidiomycota; Malasseziomycetes; Malasseziales; Malasseziaceae. The record is from RefSeq and is a predicted model, not a curated record. Gene Ontology annotation, biological process: mitotic cell cycle; DNA repair; DNA-templated DNA replication. The coding region runs from base 1 to 3087 and encodes 1028 amino acids. Gene Ontology annotation, cellular component: nuclear replication fork.